This is a messenger RNA of Fusarium tjaetaba, 1515 nucleotides long. RefSeq names its product ent-kaurene oxidase. Bases 1 to 1515 code for a protein of 504 amino acids. The record is from RefSeq and is a predicted model, not a curated record. Gene Ontology annotation, molecular function: monooxygenase activity; oxidoreductase activity, acting on paired donors, with incorporation or reduction of molecular oxygen; iron ion binding. NCBI's taxonomy places the organism in Eukaryota, Fungi, Ascomycota, Sordariomycetes, Hypocreales, Nectriaceae. The transcript has 5 exons.
AUGACUGGCUCAGCACUCCCACUACUACAGUCGCUGGAACCCCAGCAGCUGGCUCUCCUCUCUUCCAUGCAUGAUGAACUCCCCUAUCUUAACCCUCCUGGCAAGUUUGACCUGCUAGGGAAAAAGGCAAGGUGGCAUUUUGCUAUGAAUGCCCGAGCGCUACUAGCGAAAGGCCGUGAAUUGUAUCCAGGAAAGCCGUACAGAAUGUUUACGGAUGUCGACGAUUUGAUUGUCCUUCCGUCUCAAUAUGUUGACGAGACCCGCAAUGAGCCGGCUCUUGACUUCCUCGAGUUCUUUUCUGAUAACUUCCAUUCCGGUAUUCCUGGAUUCGAUGGAUUUGCCUUCAACGACCGUCCUGAUGAACUUCUCAUCAGGACAAUCAACAAGAGGUUAACCAAGCUUCUAAAUCACGUCACUGCUCCUCUAUCUGCCGAGGCAGACUUUGCCACCAAACUUUUGCUUGGAACUUCCCCUGAAUGGAAAGAACUUGACUUCAAAGAGGCAAUGCUGGAUCUCGUCGCCCGCUUGUCAUCUCGCGUGUUUCUCGGCAAUGAGCUUUGUAGGAACGCUAAGUGGCUUGAGAUCUCCAAAUCUUACAGUAUGAACUCAUUCUUGGCUGCAGACUUACUCCGCCAGUACCCAAAGUGGUUCAGACCGAUUGCGUGCCGUUUUAUUCCACAAUGUCAGCUACUCAGGACCCAGGUGGCUGCAGGGCACACUGUGUUAGCGCCGCUGCUUGGCAAGCGACAGCGAGAGCUCCAGGAAGCGAUGGCAAAAGGAAAACCUGCACCUCCAUACAACGAUGCACUCCAGUGGUUCGCUGAAGAGAGCCAUGGGAAGCCGUAUGAUCCUGUAGCCUCUCAGCUAUCACUCUCAGUCGUGGCCAUCAAUACUACCUCUGACCUUGUAACAGAGACCAUGCUCCGGUUGAUUGAAAGGCCAGAGCUAGUGGAAGAUGUUCGCAAGGAGAUUGUUGAGGUCCUAAACAAGGAAGGCUGGUCGAAGAAAGCUUUGUUUAACAUGAAACUGCUCGAUAGCGUGACGAAAGAAGCCCAGAGGUUAAAGCCUAUAACAGCUGCAAUCAUGAAUCGCAAAGCCAAAGAUCGCGUCACUCUACCGGGAGGAUUAGUGCUGGAGAAGGGCGAUCGGUGCAUGUCAGACCUUGGCUCGAUGUACGACCCCAAUAUCUAUCCCGAUCCUGAAACCUUCGAUGGAUAUAGGUUCUUCCGCAUGCGGUCCGAUCCAGAGAUGGAGAGCAAAGCUCAUCUUGUAAGCACAUCUUCAAUACAUAUGGGCUUUGGACAUGGUCGCCAUGCAUGUCCAGGUAGGUUCUUUGCUUCCAACGAAGCUAAGGUUCUCCUGGCCCACUUGAUAUACAAGUACGAUUGGAAGCUGGAAGAUGGCUAUGUGCAUACCAUUGACGCGUUUGGUCUGGGCUUGAGCUCGGGAGAUUGUGGAAGAGUGUUUUCAAAGAAGCGGAUGCAUACUAAGCUGGAUAUUGAUGCACUGCUAUAA